Messenger RNA from Ceraceosorus bombacis, 1470 nucleotides. Lineage: Eukaryota; Fungi; Basidiomycota; Exobasidiomycetes; Ceraceosorales; Ceraceosoraceae. The record is from the annotation of a GenBank genome assembly.
AUGACUGCCAACGACAAGUUCAUGGGAUGGGUCGCAGACGGCCCAGACUCCGUCAAGGGCAACCUGACGUUCAAGGGUGAGCACUCAGCCUAAUAGAGCCGUGACCGGUCUCGUCGACACACUGCAUGCUCACUCUACCUGUACCUGUUCUUCCCUGACAGAGUUCACGCCCAAGAACUGGACCGAGACUGACAUUGAGCUGGAUGUCAUUGCUUGCGGUGUAUGCGCGUGAGUGUGCAACAUUGCGGUAGGAGCUGCUCGAUGAAUGGUCGACAGACAACUCUGACUCCUUUCUUGCUCGCACUCGCACAGGUCCGAUAUUCACACCAUGCGUAAUGGCUGGGGUCCAGCAGACUUCCCAACCGUUGUGGGACAUGAGAUUGUCGGCAAGGUGACUCGCGUGGGAAAAGAAGUCGAUGACCCCAUCCAAGUGGGCGAUGUGGUGGGCAUCGGUGCCAUCACCGACAGUUGCAGAAAGUGCGAGCUCUGCAGGAGCGACAGGCAGUCUUACUGCCACGUUGGAGCUACCAACACAUACCAAGGCAACUACCCGUGAGUUGUCAUCGCGUAUCGUUUUGUCAUCUUUGUCAGCACUGUCAUCCUCCUACUCACCAUGGCUUCCCUCCCUCUCUCUCUCUGUGUGUAUGCAACCAGCGACGGAUCUGGCAAGUCGAUGGGAGGCUACGCACUCAAGUGGCGCGGUUCAGCCUACCUCGCCAUCAAGAUUCCCGACGGUCUCGACCCAGCGCUGGCCGCACCCAUCAUGUGCGGAGGCGCUACCGCUUACUCGCCCUUGCGCGACUAUGGCGUUGGAGGACCGGAUGGGAAGCGCGUGGCGAUCAUUGGUAUCGGUGGCAUUGGCGCAUUCGGCAUCGCGUUCGCCAAGGCGCUUGGAGCAACGGAUAUCGUCGCCAUCUCCUCUACAGCUAGCAAGAAGCAAGAAGCCCUAAAGUUGGGAGCGACAGACUUUGUGGCGUGGAAGGAUGAAGGCGAUGAGGCGUCUAAAAAGUACAACAGGUUCUUCGAUGUCAUUCUCAACACUGCUGCGAACACGGAAUCUCCCUUCGACAAGUACGUGAUGAUGUGCAGACCCAGAGGUCAUGUGGUCAACAUUGCAGCUCCCGAAGGUCCUUGGCCUGCCAUCCCUGCUUGGCCAAUCCUCUUCUCUGGAGCAAACAUUGGCGGAAGCGCAAUAGCUGGCAAGGCUCAGCUCAAGGAGAUGCUGGAAAUGGUCAGGGACAAGAAACCUGAAUUGAUGAUCGAAAAGCGGUCUCUCAAGGACACCAAUCAAGUCGUGCAGGACAUGGUCGCUGGCAAACCUCGCUUCCGGUGAGUCGUAGUGCCUCCGUUGAGCCUGGCGUUAGGAGAAGUGGCAGAAGAUAUAGACUGACCUUCUCAUUUGCUCACCGCUGCCCCCCUGAUGCUCCCUUCAGCUAUGUGCUCGUCAAUGAUGAGGCGCCAGCUGCCUGA